AUGUUACUUCUUACUUGCAAUAAUAUUUGUAGAUUAUGCAAGAAACCUUUAAAUAUUCAAUGUAGUAAAUUUGAAAAGCUUAUAUGCAAAGAUUGUGUCAUAAUUGAAUGUAAAAAAAUUGUAAAUGAAUCAAAAUGUAAAACUCAAAAUCAAGUUACUUGUAUUAUUUGUGACAAGGAAUUUUCUUGUGGAAGAAAAUUGAUUAAACAUAUAAGAACUCACACAGGUGAGAAGCCUUUUUCUUGUGAUAUAUGUAAUUAUAAAUGUAAACAAAAAAGUCAUUUAGUUAAACAUAUAAGAACACACACAGGUGAGACGCCAUUUUCUUGUGAUAUAUGUAAUUAUAAAUGUAAACAAAAAAAUCAUUUAGUUGAACAUAUAAGAAUUCACACAGGUGAAAAGCCAUUUUCUUGUGAUAUAUGUAAUUAUAAAUGUACAGUAAAAAGUUCUUUAGUUAUACAUAUAAGAACACACACAGGUGAGACGCCAUUUUCUUGUGAUAUAUGUAAAUAUAAAUGUAAACAAAAAAUUAAUUUAGUUACACAUAUAAGAACACACACAGGUGAGACGCCAUUUUCUUGUGAUAUAUGUAAUUAUAAAUGUAAACAAAAAAGUUCUUUAGCUAGACAUAGAAAAACACAUCUACAUAAGAUUACGUUCAAAGAUAAUUUUAAUUAA
Molecule: messenger RNA, 678 nt
Organism: Zerene cesonia (dogface butterfly)
Lineage: Eukaryota; Metazoa; Arthropoda; Insecta; Lepidoptera; Pieridae
Product: gastrula zinc finger protein XlCGF71.1-like
Exons: 1
Coding region: 1-678 (225 amino acids)
Biological process (GO): regulation of transcription by RNA polymerase II
Molecular function (GO): DNA-binding transcription factor activity, RNA polymerase II-specific; RNA polymerase II cis-regulatory region sequence-specific DNA binding
Source: RefSeq, a predicted model, not a curated record